Molecule: messenger RNA, 558 nt
Organism: Dromiciops gliroides (monito del monte)
Lineage: Eukaryota; Metazoa; Chordata; Mammalia; Microbiotheria; Microbiotheriidae
Gene: STRIT1
Product: small transmembrane regulator of ion transport 1
Exons: 3
Coding region: 280-384 (34 amino acids)
Source: RefSeq, a predicted model, not a curated record
AGCUGCCAGUCUCCUAGAUGAAGUUCGCUAUGUCUGAUUCCUUUGUUUUAGUCUUCAAGUCCCAAGAGCCUCUGGUCUUGCUCCAUAGCAAGCUCAAGGGGUCGGAAAUUUUGUCCUUCCUGAUGCCUGACAUCACCUAGGAGAAGACUGGCAAAGAGUGAGGGAGGCGGCUGUCACACAUUCCAGAUACCCCUCUAUUUAAAACUCCAGGCAGGUCUGAAUGACAAUAGCCAAGCAGCCAGACCUUGUCCCAUACGAACGUGUUUGGCACCAAGGAGAAUGGCUGAAAAAGAACCUGCACCUUCAAAUUUGCUCAUCCCUCUUCUUCUCCUGAUUGGUUGGAUCGUGGGCUGUGUCAUAAUGAUUUAUGUGAUCUUCUCUUGAUAGAAGAAAGAAGAUUUCAGGCUGACAUCUUCUAGAAGAUCUAAGAAGAGAAAUGAAGAUGACUAAUCAUUAAAAAUAUUCCAUUCAUAAGCAUGACAUUUGCCAUCACUUUUAAAGUUUGGGUAUGCAAAACUACCACCCUAGAGGCUGUUUCUUCCCAACAUUUAGCUUGAC